Molecule: messenger RNA, 1070 nt
Organism: Arachis duranensis
Lineage: Eukaryota; Viridiplantae; Streptophyta; Magnoliopsida; Fabales; Fabaceae
Product: 28 kDa ribonucleoprotein, chloroplastic
Exons: 4
Coding region: 108-983 (291 amino acids)
Cellular component (GO): cytosol
Molecular function (GO): mRNA binding
Source: RefSeq, a predicted model, not a curated record
AAUGGUGAUACUUGGACACAUUGUAUCCUCACAAAACCUCUUAUCUCUUUCUUUCUGCUCUCUUCUCUCUUCUCUUCUGUUCCAUUCUCAUCUCAGUUCCAAAGUCAAUGGCAGCAACAUUAGAGUCAGCACUCUCCAUAUUUGCAUCUCACUCUCACCGUUUCUCCAACAACAACACUCGUCUCUCUCCAAACCUCUCUUCUCUCUCCUUCUCUUUCAAUGCCUCCACACCAAGAUCAUUCUCCUUCCUCUGCUCCACAUUGCAAGAAGCACAACCACACACACCUACAACUCAGGAACAACCCAAGAACGUGAAGAAGAAGCUCUAUGUCUUCAACUUACCUUGGUCUAUGUCCGUUGCUGACAUCAAAGACCUGUUUAGCCAAUGCGGAACUGUAACAGACGUCGAGAUCAUAAAGAACAAACAAGGCAAGAGCAGGGGUUUUGCCUUCGUUACUAUGGCUUCAGGGGAAGAGGCUCUGGCUGUCGUUCACAAGUUCAAUUCUCAUCAAAUAUCAGGAAGGGAAAUAAGGAUAGAGCUUGCCAAGAGAUUCAAGAAGCCGCCGCCUCCUCCUCCACCGUCUCCGAGUCCCCCUGCCGGCGAGACACGUCACGUGGUAUAUGUAGCCAACCUUGCAUGGAAAGUAAGAUCACCCGUUCUCAGACAAUUCUUCACUGAUAAUUUCAAAACCCCAGUUUCGUCCAGGGUUGUCUUUGAGAGCCCUGCCGGAAGAUCUGCAGGGUAUGGAUUUGUUUCUUUCCUCACAAAAGAGGAUGCAGAGGCUGCAAUUUCUGCUUUGGAUGGGAAGGAAUUAAUGGAGCGACCACUUCGUCUUAAGUUGAGUGAAAAGAAAGUCAAAGCAGCUCCAACUGAAAGGGAUGAAGACCAAGCUCCUGAAUUGGUGGAUCAAGAGAAGCUCAAAGAAGCUGAAACUGAAAAGGAGGAAAUCCAUGAUUCUGAUGCUCAGCUGGAACAAUCAUAAAUCCUAACCCUUUUUCUUAUAAUUGAUUCUUGGAGCCGGAUUACCUCAUUUAUACACAACUUUGAUGGAUAACUCCUUUUUCACUCA